AUGGAUUCUACUAAACACUACCAAUUCAUGUACUUGGCACUCUUCUUCUUGGGAGUUUGGGCUACUAAAGCUUCGUCGCGGCUUCUAAACGAGCAAUAUAUGUUAGAAAGGCACAAGCAGUGGAUGGCUCAUCAUGGGCGUGUUUAUACAGAUGCAGAGGAGAAGCAGAGACGUUUUAAGAUAUUCAAGGACAACGUGGAAUGGAUCGAGGCAUCUAAUGCUGGCCUGGAUAGAGGAUACAAGCUAAGUGUGAAUCAAUUUGCUGAUCUAACAAAUGAGGAGUUUACAGCUUCUCGCAAUGGUUACAAGAGGCAGUCCUUGCAAGUGAUGUCCACCUCAAAACCAACAUCUUUUAUGUACGCAAAUUUAAGUGCUGUGCCAUCUACUAUGGAUUGGAGAAAGAGAGGUGCAGUGACCCCUGUCAAGGACCAAGGACAAUGUGGAUGUUGCUGGGCAUUUUCAGCAGUGGCAGCUAUAGAAGGCAUUACCCAACUCACAACUGGUAAAUUAGUAUCACUGUCUGAGCAAGAGCUGGUGGACUGCGAUGUUAGAGGCGAGGACCAAGGUUGUAAUGGAGGUCUCAUGGAUGAUGCCUUCCUAUUCAUCAAGCAAAACAAAGGCCUUACAACAGAAGCUAAUUACCCAUACAUGGGAAGUGAUAACACUUGCAACACCAAGAAGGCAGCAUUGGCCGCAGCCAAGAUAACCGGAUAUCAGGACGUGCCAGCUAACAAAGAGCAGGCUCUACUGCAAGCCGUGGCCAAACAACCCGUCUCUGUUGCCAUUGAUUCCGGUGGAUAUGACUUCCAGUUCUACUCGAGUGGCGUCUUCACCGGGACCUGUGGCACUAGCCUUGACCAUGGUGUCACCGCGGUUGGAUAUGGCGCUACCACUGAUGGGACUAAGUAUUGGCUUGUGAAGAAUUCUUGGGGGAGUGGAUGGGGAGAGGGUGGAUAUAUAAGGAUGCAGAGAGAUGUUGCUGCCAAGGAAGGCCUAUGUGGGAUUGCAAUGGAAUCUUCUUAUCCGAUUGCGUGAAGGAAUUUAGAUAUAUGAUUGUUUGUGUUACAUUAAUCAAUAUGUAAAUAUCAUGUAAUUAAUUUGAAUAACAUAUGCAUGGACAUGUAGAGUAUGUGGGUUGUCAUGUGUAGCUCUAGUAUCACCUUGUAAAAUGUCACCAACAAGUGUGUGUAUAUAUAUAUAUAUAUUAAUAUUGUUUGCUUAAAAAAAUUAUUGUUUACUUGUUACCUCAACCAUGUUAUGUUUGGAUGAAACUUUGUAGGAAUUCUAUUGACAUUUUUCGAAAUAAAGCCUCACAAUGAUUAACAUGAGACGUGAUUUGGUAUGUUAUUAGUAUAUAGUUUUUUUUUUUUUAAUUAUGUUAUUAGUAUAUAGUUUUGGCUGCAAUUCUAUUUAUUUAGAUUCAGUAACUAAUUUUAUACUAUAUCGUGCCAUAUAUUAAGGACCUAUAUUGUUCAUAAAUAUCCUGCCAUAUAUUGA
Messenger RNA from Cornus florida, 1497 nucleotides. RefSeq names its product senescence-specific cysteine protease SAG39-like. The transcript has 2 exons. Gene Ontology annotation, cellular component: lysosome. The coding region runs from base 1 to 1035 and encodes 344 amino acids. Lineage: Eukaryota; Viridiplantae; Streptophyta; Magnoliopsida; Cornales; Cornaceae. Gene Ontology annotation, molecular function: cysteine-type endopeptidase activity. The record is from RefSeq and is a predicted model, not a curated record.